AUGGGAUAGUUUUUAGGGCAUUUACAAAAUGCAUAACCUCCUUAAUCAAAUCCAUUACUAAAUAAUUCAAUAUCAAAAUUACGUGAGUAUCAUGGGUCUUUUCAAUCAGUUUGUGAUACAUUUAGUAUAGAUUUGACAGAGUUUGAAUAGAUAUUUGGAAGUAAUGAGACAAUGUUUUAAAUAUGGGAUACAGACAAUAAUGGGUAUAAUAAUUAUGUAUAUGUGUAGAUUGAUCAAUGCUUUGGAAUUAUUUUCAGGUUUAAUAAUUUUUGCAGAAAGUAAUUUUGAGGAGAAGGCGCGAUUUUUAUUUGAUCUAUUUGAUUUCAAUGAAUUAAAUUCUUUAAGUUUAGUAUGAAUAUUUGAUAAAUUAAGAUUGAUUUGGAUUUUAUGUUGUUAUCAUGUGCAAAUGCAACAUUUAAAAUAAUGCAAAUAAAUAAUGAAGUAAAUGAAGAAGAAAUCUCAGAUUUUUUGAGUAAUUUUUUUUCGGACAAUUAAAGAGUAAACAUAAGUUAAUUUUUAAAAUGGUGUGUAAAGACAGAAGAAAUAAGAUAAUUUUUGUAAUUGAUAAAAAAGGAAGCUCCAGAAUUAAAAGUGACAGCAUAAACAGAAUAACUUAGUUAGAAAAUAGAUGUUCUUAGAUAAGUAUUUAGUAAAGAGUUUGGAAAGAAACUUCUAUUGCCAGAUUCAAAACGUAUGUAUUUUGAUCAAAGAGGUCUUGGGUAUAAAUAUUAGUAAGUAUAUUAGAUAAAUUUUGUCAUCAAAGGCAUAUAAUUCAAAAAUCUAGUGGAUAAGUAGUUUAGCAAAAAAAGUAUAUGCACCCUAGCCUUAAAUGUUUUAGAAGGAUGUAUAUGCUAGAAUGAAUUGGGUAUAUGGAUUUAGAGGAAAGGAUGUUAAAAGACCUUUACUUUAUAUAAAGAUGUAAUCUAAUACUGAUAAAGCAUUGAAUGAGAAAAUGGUAUUCUUUACAGCAUGUAUAAUUAUUGUAUAUUAUCCUAAAAUAAAUGAAUAACGUCAUUAUUUGGAACAUGAGAGUGAAGUGAUAAGUGUAGCAGUCGCUAAUAAUUUGAGUUUGAUGGCAAGUGGAGAAUAUGCAGAAUAACCAGCUAUUCAUAUUUGGGAUAAUAAUACAUUACAUAACAUAGGAGUGAUAAAGGGUGUUCAUUAAAAGGGUGUACAUUUGUUAACUUUUUUUGGGAAUGAUGAAUUAUUAGCAUCAUGUGGAAUUAGAGUAGCUUCUCCUAUUUUGAUUUAUAAUAUAAAGGAUUUUUCUUUAGUGUUAUCAACUUAGGUUAAUGAGUUUGCAGUUGAUUUGUUGACCAUAAAGAAUUUUAUAGGAUCUUUUGGAGGAUCUUAGCAAUAAUAGCAACAGGUAAGUCAGUAGAAUUAAUAAAAUCCAUUUAAGAAGUAUGAAAACUCAUUUGUAGUAUGUACAAUUUAGCAAAUAAUUCAAUUUUAAUAUUAUGAUGGGCAUUUUUUGACAAAAGAGAUUUAGUUAGAGUAGUAUAAUUUAUUUUCACCUUUAACAUGUGCAACAGCAUUAAGAAUAUAUGCAAAAGAUCCAUAUUUAAAAGCUUAUCAGGAUGAAGCAGAAGAGGCAAUUGUGAUAAUAUCAGGACAUCAGAAUGGAGCCGUAAUUUUGUGGGAGAGUUUUGAAACAAUGGAGUAGAUGACAUCUUAUAAGGAUUAGAUAGUUUGCAUAACAAGUUAUUAAUUUGGAAUAAUAAUUGGUACAGAUGCAAGUACAAUACAUUUAUGGGAUUUCAAAUUUAAGAACAAUAUAAAGAAUAUAGAUUUAACAGCAUUUAGUUUUAAAUUGUUUAGUUAUGUUAUAAGUGAUAUAGUGGUUGCUGGAGAUAAAUUAUUGGUGGCGUCAACAGAAGGUGAUGUAGUAGAGAUCUUUUUGUAAUAGAAAUAGGAACAUUCUAGCAAUUCAUUUGUAAAUAAAUUAAGAGCAAACAGAAUAAAUUAUAUAAUAUAAUUGAGUGGAACAUUAUAGGCAUUAUGCAUAUUAGAGAGACCAGAUAGUGAUGAUAAAUUAGUAUUUUGUGCAGGAUCUUAAUCAACAGUGUAUGGAUUUUCAUUAGAGACACAUGAAAUAGUAGAUGUAUGGACAAUAGGUGAUUAGAUAUCAUCUAUGGAUUGUAUAAAUUUUGAAGAUGGUGGAGCAGUAUUUGCUUUAGGAACAGUAUCAGGUAAAGUGUAUUUAAGAUUGGAUUGGGAAGAAUCUCCAAGAUGGUAUGAUUGUAAACAUUAAGUAAAUGAUUUAAAGUUUUCAUCAGAUACAUCAUGUUUAGUGUGUGCAGUUUAAGAUGCAUUUGUAUAUGUGUUCUUUUUGAAUAAUACAUCAUAUUUUUAGACAGCUCCAAAGAAGAUACAUUUUGAAGGAGAGUUUCCAAUAUGUUUGGAUUUUGUGGAUGAUUGUAAAGCGUUUAUAGUGGGGACAACAAUGAAAAAUCAAUAUAAGAUUGAAUUACCUGAUUUGAAAUCUAAAAACUUAUUAUAAGAGAAUGAAAAAUUGAAUUCAACAACAUGGGUGAUACGUUAUCCACUUAGUUCAAGUAGCAGUUAAAAUUCAAAGAAAGAUUAAUAUCUUCCAUUAUUAAUUGGAGGGGAUGUAAAGAUCUUUUUGGCUGCAGGAGAAGGUGGUUAUGUAUACUUUUGGAGAGAUAGAGAAUAAUUAGAAACCAAUUGUGGUGGAUUCUUAAGAGGACAUGCUAGUAAUGUAAGUAGAUUAUAAAUGACUAAAUCUUAAGAUGUAUUUUAUACUGUUGGUACUAAUGAUAAUACAUUAAUUGAGUGGAAGAUAGAUUUCAUAAAUGAUUUAGCUGACUUUUCUAAACCAUUCUAAUAAGAUGAUAAAUUAUAAAUCAAUAAACCUGGAUUGAAUAAUUUCUCUAUGGCUUCAAAUAAAUAGGAUUUCAAUCAAACAAUUGAUGAGAUCUUUAAAAGAGAGAAAGAUUAUUGUUUCUUUUUAAAUAAUAUUUCUGAUAAAUUCAGAGAUAAUUUUGUUUAAUUUCGUGCUACUAAUUAAAAGAUGCUUAAUGGUUUACUUCAAGAACUCAUUCCACCAUUUGAUAAAAAGUAACAUGUGAUGAAACGUGCACCACCUUUGUCUUUGACUCUUGAUUACAUCUAUGGUUUUUUAGCGUACGAUAAAAGACGAACCCUAUUCUAUGUUCAUUUCUAUAAUAAGUAGGAAAAGAAAAAGAAAGGAGCUUAACAAUAAUAAUAAGAUCUUAAAUCAGAAUAACGUAAAAGAAUGGAAUAAAUGAAUUAAUAGAGCAUUAUGUUACCUGUGUAAUUCCAAAAAGAAAUGUUAUUUGCUAAAUAAGCAUUAUUACCUUAUGAUGAUUCACAUAAUGAUUGUCAAAGACAUUUUGUUUACAUUACUUCCAGAAUAGCAGUAGUCUACAAUCCAUUGAAUAAUCAAUAGAAAUUCUAUGAAGGACAUAGAUUUAAAAUCACUUGUCUUGCUAUUCAUCCUUUAAAAUGUUUUGUAGCAACAGGGGAAAGUGCACCUAGACCUUGUAUACAUGUUUGGAAUGUAUUUAAUACUGAACCUGUUAAGAUCAUAAGAACAAAUCAUAAAAAUGGUAUCUAUGAUUUGGUAUUCUCCAGAGACUCAUUAUUUAUUGUUAGCAUAGGAAUUGAUGAAACAUAUUCUAUUCAAGUCACAUCUUGGAAAAAUGAAACAAUCAUUGCCUUUAGAAAUUCAGGCACCUUCCCUAUAUGCUGUGUUAUGUUCAAUCCCUAUAAUAGAUAUGAAUUCGCUACUUGUGGAUAUCAAAAUGUUACUAUCUGGUCAUUAUAAGGAAGGAAUCUAAUUAGAAGUCAAGUCAUAUUGUCAGAUGAAGUCAAAUAUUCUAAUGGCUGUUUUAUCACUUGUCUAAGUUAUAUUUCCUAUCUUUUAGGAGAUAAAAUUGAAAGUGAUAUCAUUGUCGGCAAUAACUUUGGAGAUUUAGCCUUAGUUGCAUGUGGCAAAUAUAUUGUUGUGAAAGAAAGGUAUUUAUAUAUAUAGAUAUUAUUUAGAGCUCAUUAAAAAAUGAUCAAUUGUUUAAAGAUAUCUGAAAUACUAGGAGAUAAGGUUGUAAUUAUUACUUGUGGAGAAGAUGAAUAUAUUAAAAUCUGGGAUACUAAAUUUAAUUUGAUAAAUGAAUUCAAUAUUCGAAAGACUGGAUUCUUUUAAGAUGGCACUCCCGCUAUUAGAGUAUGAUUUAUCUUGUAAAUUUAGAAUCUAUCUGCAUAAUCUAUAGAUAUCUUUUCAUGUCGUGUUCCAAAGAGACACUUGAAUGAAGAGGAAGUAGAAGAAUCACAUAAUUUAUCUGUUAUGUUAGUUGGAACUAGAAAUGGAGAUAUCUUAGAGGCUGCAUUUUAAGUAGAAUUUUAAGGUCUAAAACUAUAAUAAAUAAAAAAAUAAUAAAGUCAUUCAGAUGAUGAACAUAGUAAUUCUCAUGAUUCAAGUGGAUCUGAAUAGCAGUAGAGACAACCUUAUACAACAACUGAAACAUUAAAAUUCAAUUAUUCAAUUUACAUGAGAUCUCAUCAAUCAUAAAUAUUUGAUAGUAAAUAAUAAAUUGAUUUCUUUAAUAAGAAAAUGUUCAUUACUCUUCAUCCCACUUAACCAAUUAUGGUAUCAAUGGGAGAAGAUUAAAAAUUAAUCCUAUGGGAUACUGAGAAUAACUCUCUAUUGUUAGUUAAAAAUAUGGGUAUGACACCAACAGCUAUACGUUUAUCCCCUGAUGGAGAUUUAUUAGUUAUAGGAUUCUAAAAUUCUAUGGUUGUAAUUAUGGACUCCAAAAUUUAAAAGAAUACUAUGGGAAAAGUGAGUGAACGAUAUUUAUUACCCUCCUUAGAUAUUAUUAUGAAUAUCAAGGAUAAAGAUAAUAAGACUCCUGUUUUAAAUAUUGAAUUUUCACAUAAAGGAGAUAUGCUUGCUAUUUCUUAUGAUAAUGCUCGUAGUUAAAAGGAUGUGAUUGAUUCUAAAUUAGAAAAAGAAGGUUCUUUUAUAUCCGUUUGGGUUAAUAGAGGUUCUCAUCGUACAUCAAAGUAUAGAGCAACAGAUAAGAAUUUAUAUUUAAAAUAUACAGAUAUACGUUGUCCAUCCCUUUAUGAAUCAUAUUAAACUGAUAAUGAUACUUAUGGUGUUGCUGCUUAUUUUAUGACUUUUAGUUAAGAUGGUAAUUAUCUGUUGAUAUAUUAUCAAUUAAUUAAUAAUUAAUAAACUAGAAUUAAUAAUGAUCCUUAAGGUGUGUAUAUAAUAUGGGAUUUGAAUUCAAAUACAUCAGUUAAAAAUUGGGAGACUAUUAAAAAUAUUUAAUGGAAAAAAUUGAAUUUCCCAAAUAGUUUACAUUCUCAAUAUUAAUUUUAUGAUUCAUUGAUUGGUAAUCCAAAAUAAAAAUAAGAAUAAGAAACUAAUUUGGCAAAUGAAAUAUUAAAGACUCCGGUGAUGUCUGUAAUGGUUGAUAUAUCUCCAUUUCUAAUCUGUGGAAGUACUAAUGGAGAUUUGCAUUUAGUAAAAUCAUCUUGUCUCUAUUAUGAUAAAGAUUUUAUCACUGAAAUAAGUAAAAAAUAAAAAUGUUUGGCUAAAUCGUAUUCUGCCCAUGUUUCAUUUGUUAAUUAAAUAGAAACACAUCAAAAUGCUUAAUAUCUCUAUACUACAGGAAUAUUGGAUGAAUGUAUAAUGAAAUGGAAAUUAACAGAAGAAUAAUAAAAUUGGGAUCUGGAUUAUUUAAUAUAUGAUAAGAAAUAAGCAGAUCUAUUUUAAGAAGUAUAAGAAAAAGAAAAAUUCAAAAGUUUAUUCUCAGAAUUAUUACCUUUACGUUAAGGUAUUUCUGAUAAGGUCAAAAAUGUAGAUGAUACUAAAUAACCUGAAGUAGAACUCAAAUUGUAAAGUAUCAUUGGAAGAAGAGCCUUUACAAGGAGAAAUAACCUAUUUUAUGAUUAUGAUGAAAGACUCAUCUAUGUGGCAGGAUGUAAUCUAGUUAUUGCUAGUUUAGAUGAUGAAGAAGAAUAGGAUGAUAAAUUUACAUCUCAAUUCAAAAAAUAUAAUGGUGGAUACAUUCAAUAAGAGAAUAAUUCAGUCUUUUAAUAGUUCAUCAAAUUGGAUUAAUCAGAUACUUCAUCAUCACCUGAAAUCUCAUGCAUUACUUUAAGUCAAGAUAAAAAACUAUUAUGUGCUGGUACUAUUGAAUUAAAUGCUAAAUUACUUAUUUGGGAUAUAUGUUCAAGAACUUGUGUUAAAAAUAUUGUCAUUAAUAAUGCAGUCAUGAUUAUGAAUAUCAAAUUUGCUUAUGAUAAUAGACAUUUGAUAUGCAAUGCAAUCACAUAAGAAUAUAGAUAAGAAAUACUUCUCAUAGAUUCAGAAAAUCAUUAGGUUCUAGGAGUUGUCACUUACACCUACUCAAUACCUUACAAGAUUAAAGAUUUAGAAUUCUAUCCCAAUAGUGUCUUUAGAUUUGUUACUUGUGGAGUUUAACACAUGUCUUGUUGGCAAUUUGCUGGAGGUUCAUUAACAUUUCAAGCUAUGGAAAUUGAAAAUCCCAAAGACUUAGUAGAAUUGGUAGAAAAUUAAAAUGAUGAACAAGAAGGAGUUUAGGAUAAUGAAUAAGAAUAAGAUGCCUUAAGAAUAACAUUUUUAACUGUAAUAUUUGUUUAAGACGCCAUAAUAACAGCAGGAGAAGAUGGAUUUAUUUAUGUUUGGGAUGAUAAAAAGAUAAAUAAAAAAUAAAAGGCUCAUCCAGAUUAACCAAUAUUCUGUUUAUAUACAAGCAAAGAUUCUUCAAUGUUUGUAUCAGGAGGAAUGGAUGGAAGAGUAAUUUUAUGGUCUUUAAGCAAAUCAGAGUAUUCAUAUGUAGUGGAGAAGAUUUAUGAAUAUAGUAUAGCAAAUGAGUAGAUACAGAAGGCAGGAUUGAAUCCAAAUUUACAUGUUUAAUCAGUUUGCAUAGGAUAGAAUUAUAUAUUAGCAGGAACAAGAAGUGGUGAUAUUUAUGAAUUGGUGAGACCAAAUGAAUCUGAUUUGAAAUGUAAAUAAUUUGAUAAAAUUUAGCUUUAACAAAAAUCUAGAAGGAUAUGGUGAAAUUAAGAAUAAAUUGUACUGAUCAUGAUUAACCAAAGGUUGUAGCAUUUUCUGGUAAUGCAUAAAAAUUAUACUCAAUAACAUAGAAGGGAUUAUUUGCAGUAUGGAAUUUGAAGAAAUUGAAGCGUACAUAUUCAUUUGCAUUUGAGAAGGCAACAUUGAAUUUAAUAGUAUGCAAAUUAUCACCAAAAAUAAUAAUAGCAUUUGAAUAGGAAGUAAUAGUAUUGAAUGAUCAUGAUUACAGUGUGAAUUCAAAUUAUUCAUUGAAAUAGAAAUCAGCAAUAUCUGAUAUGAAAUUGAGUGUUGAUGAAAAGAUGCUUGCAUUAGCUUUAUCAAGAAACUAAGAGUAGAAUGCUAAAAUAGAAAUAUAUGAUGUAGAAAAUGAGGAGAACAAUUUCAGAUUAUUAUGCAGCAUAGAUAAUUUAAAUACCAGUGUAGAAUAUUUGGAUUUUUCAACUGAUAAUUUCUACUUAUUUUAUAAGGAUGUUUCAGAUGAGACUGCAUUAAUAGAUUUAGAUUAAUAGAAACGAAUAAAUAGUAUGCAUAUGGAAUUUGAUUUGGAAUGGUGUAGUGAUGGAAUAAAAUUAGCAGAGAAAGCAAAAGGAGUACAUUCAUGUUACACAGAUGAAAAUAGAAUACAUAAGAUUACAUUAAUAGGAGAAAAGUCAAUGGCUGUAUAUAUAUAUAAUUAUAAAGGUUACUGAUGAUAUGGGAACAAUUAGAAUAUUUAAUUAUCCAUGUACUUCUGGAUAAGGAUAUAUGCGGAUAUACACUGAUCAUAUGAUGUAUAUAAAUCAAUGUGUUGCCAGUCCAGAUAAAGAAACCUUAGUAACAACUUCAGAAUAAGAUAAAUGUAUCAUGGUUUGGAAAAUACAGAAGGUUGAUGUGAAUAAUACAUAAUGA
Molecule: messenger RNA, 7978 nt
Organism: Paramecium sonneborni
Lineage: Eukaryota; Ciliophora; Oligohymenophorea; Peniculida; Parameciidae
Source: the annotation of a GenBank genome assembly